Molecule: messenger RNA, 992 nt
Organism: Humulus lupulus (European hop)
Lineage: Eukaryota; Viridiplantae; Streptophyta; Magnoliopsida; Rosales; Cannabaceae
Product: transcription factor bHLH149-like
Exons: 2
Coding region: 217-849 (210 amino acids)
Biological process (GO): regulation of DNA-templated transcription
Molecular function (GO): protein dimerization activity
Source: RefSeq, a predicted model, not a curated record
UAAUUUAUAUAUAUAUUUAUAUAAACUCACUUAUACACAUAUACUAUACAGACUCUUUCUUCUCUAACGUUUCGUUGCCAAAUAUCCCCAAACCAAAACCAUUCCUUCUCUUUUUUUCUUCUUAUUAUUCCAACCUCCUUCUCCUUCUUCUUCGAAGUUGCAUAUAACAAAAUUAUAUAGGUUCAUUGAGUUGUGGGAGUUUUGACCUUUAUUUCUAUGGCUUCGUAUAUCUCAAACGUUGAAUCGAAUCUUGACUCAUCGGGGGAUUCCAGUCGGAAAAAGCGUCGGAAAAUCGGAGGAGGAGAUGAGAUUCCGAAUUCGAGUUUGAGUCAGACAACUCAUCCGCAAAGCUCGAUGAUCAGAUGGAAAUCUGAGUCGGAGCAGCGGAUCUACUCAACGAAGCUUGUCGAGGCUCUCUCCAGGACUAGGCGGAGUUCUUCUUCUUCGCCCGGAAAGGUCGGGAAAGUUCGGGAGACUGCGGACCGAGUUCUGGCUGUGGCUGCCAAAGGAACGACUCGGUGGAGUCGAGCGAUUCUGGCGAGUCGACACAUGUUGAUGAGGAAUCGUCUACAGAGGAAACAUAGAAAGGUGAAGGUGACUGAUAAAAGCCGGUUACAGAAGCCACCGGAGAUCAGAACGACAAGGUUACCACCUCUUCAGAAGAAGGUUCGAACUCUCAGCCGGUUGGUUCCCGGUUGCCGGAAGCUUCCUUUCCCGAACCUUCUAGAAGAAACAACCGAUUACAUCGCCGCUCUGGAGAUGCAGGUCCGAGCCAUGACCGCUCUCGCCGAGCUUCUAACCGGUUCACCGGUGAAUCGACCCGGUUCAACCAUCAACGCCUCGAGUUGACACAAGAACAGCUGAGUCGACUCGCGGCCAACUCGGCUGUUUGUGCCAGGUGUUUUUUUUUAUUAAUUUUUUUUGUCCUUUUGAAAAUAUUUUCAUUUUAAUGGAUUUUUAGAUUCAUGUAUUUUCUUUGUAUACAUGCCUUA